AGAGCGUCUCAGCAUCGCCAGUCUCCUUCCGACAGAAGAGAACCUAUUAUAUUUCUGCUAAGUUGUGUGAGGCAGCAGGAGACGUGGACUAAAAAGGGGGAUGGUUCAGAGCAAAGAGGAGGGAGGAGAGAGGCAGGAAUCACAGAGACGAGUUGCAGCGAUCACACUUUCCUCAGAGACUCGGAGGCUGCAGAGGAACCUGAAAGAUGCAGCUCCGUCGUGCUUCUUUGUGAGCUUCUUCCUGAGGAACUAGAGCAGCUUUUCUGUAACUCGGAGAAGAUGCCGGUGAUGAAAGGUCUCCUGGCGCCACAAAACACCUUCCUGGACUCCAUCGCAAACCACUUCGACGGAACUCACAGUAACUUCCUGCUGGGAAACGCUCAGGGUCGCUAUGGUUACCCCAUCGUCUACUGCUCGGACGGGUUCUGCGAGCUGACCGGCUUUGUCCGGACCGAGGUGAUGCAGAAAACCUGCACCUGCAGCUUCCUGCACGGAGCCGAGACCGGCGACACCGUGAUCCAGCAGGUGGACAAAGCUCUGGAGGGGCAGCAGGAGUACCAGGGGGAGGUCUGCUUCUACCGCAAGAACGGGAAUCCCUUCUGGUGCCUCCUGGAUAUUGUACCGAUUAAAAAUGAGAAAGGCGAGGUGGUUCUGUUCCUGCUGUCCUUCAAAGACAUCAGUGACUCCUACGGGAAAAGUCACCACUAUGCUCCAGGAGAAGGUGCGUCUGAAGCUGCUCACCGCAGCAGAAAAACCAACCAGUCGCACUUUUCUCAAGCUCAAGAAAGAGGCAGGACGAUCCUGCAUCACCUGAACAGCCUGUUUACCAAGAGAGGGAAGAAGAAACUGGCCGAUAGUGUGUUCCAGAAACCAUCCCUUCCCGAGUACAAGGUGGCGGCUGUGAAGAAGUCACGUUUCAUUCUGCUGCACUAUAGCGUCUCCAAGGCCUUGUGGGAUUGGUUGAUCCUGCUGGCGACCUUCUAUGUCGCCGUCAUGGUGCCUUACAACGUCUGCUUCGUCAGCCACGAUGAGGCCAAUGACCGCCGCUCACUUGUCAGCAGAAGCACCAUUGGCAGCGACAUAGCAGUGGAGAUGCUCUUUAUACUCGAUAUUAUCCUGAACUUCCGGACCACCUACGUCAGUCAGUCAGGUCAGGUGGUCUACGAUGCUCGAUCCAUCUACCUCCAUUACUGCACCACCUGGUUCUUUGUGGAUCUGAUCGCAGCGCUGCCCUUCGACCUUCUCUAUGCCUUCAACAUCACCGUGACGUCUCUGGUCCACCUGCUGAAGACGGUCCGGCUGCUUCGCCUGCUGCGUCUGCUGCAGAAACUGGACCGGUACUCCCAGUACAGCGCUGUGGUUCUGACCCUGCUCAUGUCUGUGUUCGCCCUGCUGGCCCACUGGAUGGCCUGCGUCUGGUACGUCAUCGGACGCAAGGAGAUAGAGAGCAGCGACCCCAUCACCUGGGACAUCGGUUGGCUUCAGGAACUAGGGAAGCGUCUGGAGACUCCGUACAUCAACAGCACCAUGGGUGGACCAUCCAUACCCAGCGCCUACAUCGCCUCCCUCUACUUCACCCUCAGCAGCCUCACCAGCGUCGGCUUCGGCAACGUUUGCGCCAACACAGACGCCGAAAAGAUCUUCUCCAUCUGCAUCAUGCUCAUGGGCGCCCUGAUGCAUGCCGUGGUCUUCGGUAACGUGACCGCCAUCAUCCAGCGCAUGUACUCGCGGCGGUCGCUGUACCACACCAGAAUGAAGGAUCUUAAAGACUUCAUCCGAGUGCAUCGGCUUCCCCAGCAGCUGAAGCAGAGGAUGUUGGAGUAUUUUCAGGCAACCUGGUCAGUCAACAACGGCAUCAACGCCAAUGAGCUGCUGCAUGACUUCCCCGACGAGCUCCGAGCCGACAUCGCCAUGCACCUGAACAAAGACAUCCUGCAGCUGCCGGUGUUCGAGCGAGCCAGCAGGGGGUGUCUGCGCUCGCUGUCGCUGCACAUCAAAACCUCCUUCUGCGCUCCGGGAGAAUUCCUGAUCCGCCACGGAGACGCCCUGCAGGCCAACUACUUCGUCUGCUCGGGUUCCCUGGAGGUUCUGAAGGACGGCAUGGUUCUGGCCAUCCUGGGUAAAGGUGACCUGAUUGGAGCCGACCUCCCAGAACACGACCAGGUGAUAAAGACCAACGCCGAUGUGAAGGCAUUGACCUACUGUGACCUGCAGCACAUCAGUGUCCGGGCUCUGAGGGAGGUUCUGGGUCUUUAUCCAGAGUAUGGAAGGCGGUUCAGCUCCGACAUCCACCACAACCUCACCUACAACCUGAGGGAGGGCAGUGAGAGUGUGACCAGGUUUCCGUGGACUCCUAGGAUGUCUCAGGGUCAAGUUUCGGACCACAAACUACCCUUCAUCAUCGAGGCCGACGAUGAAGAACAAGAUGAUGACCUGAAAAGCUCCCAGCAGAGGAGGGUUCCUCUGCUGCAGGCGAUGAGCAGCCCUGUCCACCAGCCUCACCUCAGCACCUUAUUGGGGGAGGAGCUCCGGCACAUCGGCGCCCUGCACCUGUGUCCAUCACCUGUCCAGGGAGGCCGAGGUCACAGUCCGUCGCCUCAGACUUUCAUCGGGGAGGAACUCUCUCCAUCUCCUUUACCGAGCAUCACCACCGACCAUCGACCUGCCAAACUAUUAAUGCCUUCCUUACCUUGUGUUAGUCCCUUAACCCUCAGCCCCAGGGUCGUGGAUGGAAUUGAGGACAACAGUGACACAUUUCAGUUUAAUGUAGAGCAGAGCGAGACCAAGACUAAUGUCACAGAUCGGCUACAGGUUAAUGCCAACCUGCUUCUGGAGACAGAAGAAGUGAGACAGAACAUCAGCAAACUGAACAAAGAGGUGAACAACCUGAACCAGGAAGUGUCCAACCUGGCUAAGGAGCUGCAUGACAUCAUGCACUUCCUGCAGCCCCACAUGGCGAUGCUGCACUACUCUUCCCCGGUUUCUUCGUACUCUUACGGCCUGCAGAUGGCCCCCGACCCGAGCGUCACCACCUCCAGCAGCUGGCAGCCUCGUGUCCCGCUGAACAUCUCCGCCACGCUGCACCCCCACCACGAGGCCAUCAGCCACCCGGCCAGGACCUCGUGGGGCUGCAGAAGCUCCUCGCUGCUGCCCUCCACCAGCCCCAUGUCGUCCUGUUUGCACCUGUGCUGCUCGGACAGAGAAGGAACCUCAUCCCGCCGGAUCCAGAGCCCCUGUGGACCCUUCCAGACCUCCCCUUACAUCCCCCAGGGAGGCCCGCCGCUGCUGGGCAUCGGCUCGGCCUUCAGCAGCCUCCAGGCGGUCUGUCAGGCUCCUCAGGUGAUCUUCAACUCACCUGUCCAUACCGUGAGCAGCUCCCGCCCCUUGUGCUCCACGGUUAACUCAACCCUUCCGCCGUUGAGCUCUGAGCAAACCUACAAGCAGAAGCAGACUCCCAUCCACUCCUCUGUUACCCCCACGGGUCUGCCUCAGUACCACACCGCCUUCAGCUCUCUGUCGCCCUCCAGAGGCCACAGCUCGGUCUGCAGCCAGAGCUCCAUCAGAAGACCGGUAGGGUCCAGCCAGGUUCACCAAACGCUGGAGCAGGUAAUGAACUCUAGGGUCAGUCUGGAUCAGAACAGGACAGAAAGUCGUGAAUCUGCUGGCUGCAACAUUCUGGACAUGGAGGAGAUGCAGCACUGAUUGUGUUAUCGUGUGAAAACGAUGAGUUCAUGUGUAAAAAUUCCAAUUAAUAAAAAUGCACAAACAGAAACGAUGCAGCCACGGAAAAAUAAAACAGUUUGCAAACAGUUGCAUUAAUGUUUUUAUUAUGAUUUUAGCAUUUGUGAAGUUUGGGUAAUUUAUUUAUCGAUGCAGCACAUUUAAAAACAACCUGAACUGACCAACGUGUUAAGAUAAGCCUUUAUUAAUCCCACAGUGGGGACAUUUGCAGUGUCAUAAGAUGGUGCAAACAUUGAAGGAAUGCAGUACAAAAAUAAAAAUAAACACAAGUACUAAUUAUAGAGAUGUCAUUAUUGCACAGAUUUUACACAAGCAGUUAUCAGAUAUUGAGCAAGAAAUGAUGUUCAGGCAGACAAAAUAUAAUAGACAAAACUUGUAAAAUCAAUUAGUAAAACAAAAUAAUACUAAAAUGAAGGCAGUAUUGGUUCUACACACUUAUUACCACUUCCUCAAAUGCAUGCACUGUAAAACAUUAAGUAAAUUAGUCAAAUCAACUCAUCUUUUGUAGUUUACUCAAUGUAAAUAUGUGGAUUUUACUUAUUUCUUGUUAAUAUCUGGUUAAUUUUUUUUAAAUUUUUAAUUCUAUUUAGAACAGUUUUGACUUCAAAUGAUAAAUUGGAUGGAAGGACAGCUUUUAAGAAAUUAAACUAAUACAUCCAGACUUCCCAGGAUGCAUUGCUGGAGUGUCAAAACCCACAAGGACUCGUUUUUUUUUUGUUUUGUUUUGUUUCUGUUUUUAGUUUUGUUCUUUUUGUAAUUUGAGAAAACUGUGCUUAUUCAUUUAUUUGUUUUUGAGUCCAAACAAUUUUGUAUCGGCCACAUACUCUAUGUACAUAUCAAGAUAUUAAAAAGUGGGUCAAACUUAGAAACUAAACUUCACUUGCUGCCUUAAAAAUGUGAAUAAACCAGUUUUAAAGGUAACAUUUUGUCUCAAGUUGUAUAAAUUGUUUUACUGAUGAUCAGACUCACUUUAUCUUGUCAAACAAAUACAUUU
This is a messenger RNA of Amphiprion ocellaris (clown anemonefish), 4735 nucleotides long. RefSeq names its product potassium voltage-gated channel, subfamily H (eag-related), member 4a (gene kcnh4a). The transcript is spliced from 16 exons. The coding region runs from base 280 to 3702 and encodes 1140 amino acids. Gene Ontology annotation, biological process: potassium ion transmembrane transport; regulation of membrane potential. Gene Ontology annotation, cellular component: membrane. NCBI's taxonomy places the organism in Eukaryota, Metazoa, Chordata, Actinopteri, Pomacentridae. Gene Ontology annotation, molecular function: voltage-gated potassium channel activity. The record is from RefSeq and is a predicted model, not a curated record.